AUGGAAGGCAGUGGCCAGGGGAGGGGCUGCUCGUGGCUUCUUUCUGGGCUCUUAGCCCUGGGGUUCUUGUGCAUGCAUUUUAGCUGGGUGGAACCUUUGGAUUGUGCUGCCCGGAUUCUGCCUUCCCGUGUGAAUGAGAUCUUUGUUGCCAGGCAACAUGGCUUUACUCUCACAUCCAAAAGUGCCCAGUUCCUACACAGCUACUGGCUUCUCUACUUCGAGGCAGCUCCCUUCGUGGGGAUUUCCUUGGUACAGCUGUGGGCCUGGGUACCCAACGCCCCGCAUGCUACUGAGCUUAUUCUGGAGUUCAAGGAUCAUCGGAGGGGCCCCUCCAAAUUCCUCCUGGGCUCUUUCCCCGUUAUCUUCUCAUCUUAUCACUCAGAGACUGGAUCUUUACUGGAGAUCUACUGUUUACUAACAUAUUGGAUGGAGGUGGUGCCUACCCUCUUGACAGAAGAAAAGAUUCCAUCCACUGAUGUGGCCGAUGUCCGCCUGAAUGAGUGUUCCAGCACCCAAGGCAAGCGAGAUAUGGUGCUGCUGUUCAUAUCUUCAGCCUUCAGCCAGCCGCCUCUGUUUCACCUGCCUUACGUCCAGGAGCCCUUCAUCGCUAACGUGGAACAGCUGAUCCUGGGAACGCCGGGCCAGAAUCCCUGGGACGUAGACCCGGGCCAGACUCCACUUCCAGCAGAGAAGCUCUGUCACCUGGUGGAUCGCAAGGUGAACCUUCACAGAGCUACCUGGGGCGAGUGUAUUGUCGCCCCCAAGACUUUCAGCUCCCCUCACUGUCAGGGAACCUGCCUGGCCCUGAACAGUGAGUUCCAUCAGCCCAACCUUGAGUGCCACAAGAGGGAUGCACCCACCUGUCCCCAGCUCUUCCGGGCCUGUGUUCCCACCAAGGUCAGGCUCCUCUCCUUGAUGGUCCAGGAUGACGAACACAAGAUGAGUGUGCACCAUGUGAACACAUCCCUGAUAGAAAAGUGUGGUUGCUCUUGAGAUGCCCUGGAGCCUCCUGCAGGCCCACGCAUGCUUGCACUCGGGAUUCUAGUUAGCUGCUGGGGUUGGUCCUCAUAUUGAUUAGAGUCCCCUGGAGGGCGGUGGGAUUUGGCUAUUUCUCAAAGCAUGGUAGAAAGGAAGGCAUUAUGGGGGUAACUCUAAUACUUCUCAGUAUGGGCUGAGGCCCCUUAAAUUCUGUUUCUAGUCAUUGUUUUCACUGGGCUGGCUAAUUGUGGGUGGAUGUCCAUUGCUGUGUCCUAGACCCUGUGAACAGGACAGCCUUGGUGCCACUAUAGGGGUUAUUUAGGUGGGGAAACAGGAGCUCAAAUGGAGGCUAAAACUGGAUUAAAUAGGGCUCUGCUUUGGACCCUUCUAAGCUGUUCCACUGCUAUUGUCUCUGUGAUAGGCCUGGGGCUGCUCCAAAGUGGGCAUAAGCCUUGGAAUGACAGCAUCCUUGUCUUUGGAAUAAAUGAACGCUGUCCCAGGGAGCAUUCUAUCAUGGGCUAGUCGUGGGUGUAGGGCACCAGAUCUUUUACUAACCAUUGGGUGCUGGUUGUCAACUGCAUGGGAGGUUCCAGGAAUGAUGGACAUAGCUCAAGACAGAUCCUUGGUGGAUUGAUCCUUGGCCUUAUGGAAGGAUUAAGUCCUGUAUUCAAGAAGCUUCUGCCUAUGACUUCAGCUGAGUGGUGUUAGCUUUUUUUUUUUU
Oryctolagus cuniculus (rabbit) is the source of this 1699-nucleotide messenger RNA. RefSeq lists its product as uncharacterized. NCBI's taxonomy places the organism in Eukaryota, Metazoa, Chordata, Mammalia, Lagomorpha, Leporidae. Gene Ontology annotation, cellular component: extracellular region. The record is from RefSeq and is a predicted model, not a curated record. Gene Ontology annotation, molecular function: cytokine activity; growth factor activity.